Molecule: messenger RNA, 2027 nt
Organism: Sitodiplosis mosellana (orange wheat blossom midge)
Lineage: Eukaryota; Metazoa; Arthropoda; Insecta; Diptera; Cecidomyiidae
Product: gastrula zinc finger protein XlCGF57.1-like
Exons: 2
Coding region: 322-1713 (463 amino acids)
Biological process (GO): regulation of transcription by RNA polymerase II
Cellular component (GO): nucleus
Molecular function (GO): DNA-binding transcription factor activity, RNA polymerase II-specific; RNA polymerase II transcription regulatory region sequence-specific DNA binding
Source: RefSeq, a predicted model, not a curated record
UACAAGCUCACGCAUUAGUUUACACUCACACAAUCGCAGCAGCUACACUCAAUGGUGUAUCACCUCAUCGCUGACAGUACGAAAUCAAGUUCUUUUCGUCGGUGGCAUUCAAAGUAGAAACACGUUCUAUAGCAUCGCUGCUACUGAUACAAUCAUUUCCUAUUGAAAAACACGAGUUUCCAAGCGCGUUUUUAUUAUUCAAAAUCACAGUUGGAUUUGAUUUUUUGUGGUUUCAUUUCUCAUAAAUUUUCCAAUAAAAUAUAAAUCAUAAAUUGAUUUAGAAGCAACACUCGGUUGAAAUCCGCAAUUCGAUACAAGAAAAUGGUGAAUAAAAAUAGGCGGUCGAUAGAAAUUGACACAAACGAAAUUCAUAGCUCAAAUACUCCGUCUGGUUCGAAUGACUUAGAAAUGUCUUCAAUCCGAAGCAAUAUUCAUUCCGGCGAUUCUUUCCAAAUCAAGCAAGAAAACGACAUCAAACAAGAGUCAGUGUCCGUCGGAGAAUUGGUUGAGGUUUCGAUAUCGAUUCGCAGUGGAAUACAUGUUCCUGGUUUCAACGAGCGCGAUGAUGUAUACGAUUUCGAACACUUGAACUUCGACGAUGUUAAAGCCGAUGUGAAGAAAGAAUGUGACAACAAGAAAGAAGAAGAAGCUGAAUGCGGCCAAUUUGAUGAGGAGCCACCACCCCAAGAUGAAGACGAUUCGCUGCAGCCAGAAAAUGACAACAAUGCCCAGGCUCACAACACAAAGAAACGAGGUGACAACACCCAUGAAAAUCCACGGGAGCGACAUAAAUGUGACUUUUGUGAAUAUUCCGCUUCUCGCAAGAGCUCAUUGGAUCGGCAUUUGCUUAAACACACUGGCGAAAAGCCACAUGGAUGCGAUUUCUGCCUGAAACGUUUCACAACCAAACAUAAUCUUCGUGUCCACAUGAAAGUUCACGUCGAAGAGUUUCUGUUCCACUGCCAGGGCUGUUUGCAAGGAUUCAACGAGAAAGACGAGAAGACAGUGCACGAAAUCAAUUGCAAGGCUCGUCAUUACGAAUGUCACCUGUGCAAGAAAUCGAUUGGAUCAAACAGAACAAAAAUGUUACAACACAUGCGUGUGCACAGUGGCGUUAAACCUUUCAAAUGCACACAAUGUCCAAAGCAAUUCGCACAAAAGUGCAAUCUCAACAGUCACAUGAAACUUCAUGUUGGUCCAUGCUCGUUCCGUUGCUUAAACUGUCACAUGCGAUUCCCACACCAAGACGAAAGAAAUGCACACGAGGAAAAGUGUAAUCGUCGUGUCUUCGAAUGCUACGUUUGUGGCAAGUCAUUUGGUUUGAGCAAAACCGAUUUGAUUCGUCAUAUGCGCACCCACUCCGGUGAAACCCCGUUCGAAUGUCAACUUUGUUCGAAGCAAUUCAAACAAAAAUCCCAUCUCAAUCAGCACAUGGCAUCUCAUACGAAGAAGCUUCCGUUCAAGUGUUCAAUUUGUCGCCGAGGCUUUUCGAUGGAAAUCAAAAGAAAGGCACAUCAACGUAACUGCAAUCGACGGUGCUACGAGUGUCAUUUGUGCAACAAGUUCUUCCACUCCUACAACACUUACUUGAAAGCUCACAUGCAUAUUCAUUCAGGCGAGAAGCUAUUCAGUUGUAAGCUGUGUCGCAAUACAUUUACACUUAAAUCAAGUUUGAAAACUCACAUGAAAAACAUCCACCACACCAAAUACUAAACAACGCGCUUUGGUUGCAUCAAUCAUUUCAUCAAACCUUCAGUUAAAGUAAACUUGCCAUCAGAUCAAGUGCAUUGCCCAGAAAACACAAACAGAACCAUAAGAAAAUCCAAUUAUUUCAAUCAUUCAAUGUCCAAACUACAUUCAAAAACUCAUACUUGAUGGAUCAAUUCGAAUCAUAUUUAGUUUUCAUCAUAAAUCGUUGGAAUUCAGAAGAAAAUCUGGUAAAAUCUCUUCCGAAGGAACAAUUCGGUUGGAUUCAUAGCAAACGAAUGGAUUAUUUUGACUUUAAUAAAGAAUUUGCAAAACUAAUA